Molecule: messenger RNA, 729 nt
Organism: Exophiala bonariae
Lineage: Eukaryota; Fungi; Ascomycota; Eurotiomycetes; Chaetothyriales; Herpotrichiellaceae
Exons: 1
Coding region: 1-729 (242 amino acids)
Source: RefSeq, a predicted model, not a curated record
AUGCCAUCAACUGCCAAGCAUGUAGUUUUCGACGUGGUCGGCACCUGCGUGUCUUUCGAUGCCUUCUACAGUCGCAUUGAUGCUACGAUCGGCGACAAGCUGCGCCAGCAAACCAUCACGCCCAAGAACUUUGGUUUCACGUGGCAGACAGUUGCGGAGAUUGAAUUCACCUUUCUGUCCAUCUCAGAAAGAUACAAGCAGUAUAAGGAUGUUCUACGAUCCAUGUUCUAUCGGACACUCUGGCUCUCUGGCGUCUCUGAUCCGCGAAGCUUCGCUACUGAUAAUGAGCGAGAACGCUGUAUUGAAGGAUACUCGCUGUUGGAGCUCCGUACUGGCUGUGCCGAGGCCAUUCGGACGCUUCGCGAUGGAGGGUUUAAUGUCUGGUGUUUCACGACGGGCGACCUGACCCGGGUGAGGGGCUACUUUCAGCGUUCGGGUGUGGACAUGCCGCUAGAGAAUUUCGUCUCUUGUGAUACCAAGGGCAUUGCAAAGCCGGCAUUAGCAGCGUAUCGGUCGGUGCUACAGCAGUUUCCGGCAGAAGAUCAAAAGUGGUUUGCUGCUGCGCACAUGUGGGAUGUAUCGGCCGCCGUGAAGGUGGGAUUCACUGGUGCUUACUGUACGGUGUAUGAAAAGGAACCUUGCCAGGAGCUCUUUGACGAGAAGAUCGCUGUUAUGGCGGAUACCUUACCGGAGAUGGCAGAAGGUAUUGUCAAGGCUUCAAAACUCUGA